AUGGGCCCUACGAUUGAAGGGAGCGACAAUGAACCACAAGACGAUGAGCUAGACUUGCGCGACCCUGGCUCUGAUGUCGAUGUCGGUGCUAAUGCUGAUAUAGAUGAGCAGGAUGAGAGUGAACUUAUUGGUACGGGGGAGGAUGGAGAUACUCCUGCGCCUGAAGGAGGGGAUGACCAGGCACAUGAUGACGAUCUUGGUUCCGUCUCAAGCGGUCGCGACACGUCUGCGGCGGAAGCGGGGGCUUCAGGCUCGGUAUCUGAUGGGGGCGAGGGACGGUCGAGGCAGCGUUCAAUGGAGCCCAUUCAUGAUAGCGUAGAGGAUUUGGGAUCCAUACCAGACGAUACACCGUCGGUUCAGGACUCACUCGUCUCCUCUCCAGGAAGCAGCGCAUUGGCGCAUCGCGGGUCGUCUUCGAACCUAAGUCCCGUCCCCCACCGCCCAUUCGAUCGCAGAUUCCAAUCUAGACUCUCUGUCUCUUCGAUACCGCCUAGCAAUCGCUCAGUCUCUCCGGCUCUUAGUCUUGCACAUUCUCGAAACUCAUCUCUGGCCAGUCACCUUCGUUUUGACAGUAGUACCCCCGAGCUCCCCGAGGAAGAUUCAGAACCAGCGCCGUGGGAAGUUGUUCGAUGGACAAAAUUGAAGAAGAUAGCUGGCCAGGUAUUUUCUGAAGUCGGUAAGAGGAAUUUUGGUAGGCCGACGUGCACUGCUGUGUCCACGUCGAUUGUGUUAGGGACAACCAAGGGUGUUAUCCUGGUCUUUGACUAUCAGCAGAAUCUAAAGUCUAUUAUUGGACCUGGGACUAAAGGUGAGGCUAAACAGAUGAUAUUUUUUCUCUUCCGUACUUGGUAUCAGCUAAUUGAUUUCUCUCUAGCUGUUUCGUCGGGUUCGAUCACUGCUUUAGCUAUCUCUGCUGACCACUCAACGCUGGCUGGAGGUCAUGCGGAUGGAACUAUUUUCACCUGGGAAAUUGCGCGACCCGCACGACCCUUUCUGCAUAUGCCACCAAUUCCCAGGGACCAGCUUGACUCACGUCGAGCUGAUGGCCAUGUUGCUGGUGUGUCUGUAAUUCACAUCGGAUUUUUAGGGACUAGACACACCGCUCUUGUCUCCGCUGAUGAUAACGGAAUGGCCUUCUCACACCUCGCAACUAGAGGAAUGGGAGCUGUAGGACGGGUAGUAAGAACUACACGUAUUUUAGGCCGGUACCCCGAGCUCUUACCGUCCGCCAUUGUCCGAAAACCUAGCUCCGUUCUCGCAUUCUCUCCUCUUCCUCUAGGAAACGUCGACCAACCAACUGACUCAUUAGGGCUAGUUGCGAUGCUUACACCAUAUCUAUUGGUGAUUGUUUCCACCACACCCGUUGCUAGAACUCAGUAUAAAUCAGGACGGCCCAAAGAACUUGCUGCGCAUAGUGCAUUGACGGCAACAUUAGCAUGGUUCCCAGCUAUAAAGCUUAAAGGAAAAGACUCAGAAGUAUCCAAGACGAAACUCGUGUACUGCUGGUCAAACGUGCUCACAAUCUUGGAUGUUGAUGAAAACAAGCAAACAGACGACAGUGACAGAGAUAGGCCUGUCAGCCUCAGGUUCAAGCCACGAUGUAGGUGGAGGGCAGAUGAAGCUAUUGUUGCUGUGCAAUGGAUAAGCCGUUCAGUUCUCGCUGUGAUGACAAUUACUCAGCAGCUCCUUAUCUUGGAAGAUAACUCUCUCCGGGUCACUGAUUCAUCAGACUUGAUUCAUAAACACAUUUAUCACGUUGAUUUAUUUUCGAGGCAACUCCACACGCUUAUCGAGCAACUCGAUGAUGAUGACGAUGAGAAUAAUGAGCAAGAUCAAUCCAUGCACGGUGUGAUUGCUGAUGCCUUCUAUAUGAGUUUUCGAGCAUACAAAGGCCGCCUGUUCCUACUAGGAUUCAACGAUAUCUGCGUAGGCAGUCUGUCAAACUGGGCCGAUAGAUUACUAGCAUUGGUUGAAAGUGGUGAUUUUAUUGGGGCCAUCCGACUUGCUACGUCGUUUUAUACCGGACGUUCCGAGAAACUAACCGUCGGGCUUCCUGAAGAAGAUGAAUUACGACACCAAGUCGUACAGGAAAAACUCCUUGAAAUGAUGUCCGCCUCCCUCCGUUUUGCCUUUGGGAAAAAUGCCGAGUCAGAUAUUGAGCGCCUUCAAAAGUCACAGUUAAGUGACUUGGCUGAUGCGUGUAUAUUUGCUUGCGAAGCCAUGGACAACCAUGAGUUCCUAUUUGAAGAUGUCUACUCCUGGUAUGAGGAAUGUGAAGCCUAUGGUGUUUUCAUGGAUGCGUUGGAACCAUAUAUUAUCAAGGGCAGUGUGCGGGCCCUCCCACCAACAGCCGUGAAGUCCUUAAUAUCGCAUUUCGUAACGACACAUACCGCCAGCCGACUUGAAGAAAUCAUCUGCCUCCUAGAAACAGACACGAUGGACAUAGACCAAGUGACAAGCUUAUGCAAAAAGCAUAAUCUUUACGAUGCGUUCAUAUACGUUUGGAACCGUGCUUUGCACGAUUACGUCAGUCCUCUUCAGGAGUUACUCAAUCUCGUACGCAAGCACAAGAUACAGGAAUCAGGUACCGAUAAAGAUCCAGAGGUAGUAGCAAAGGAUCAUGCCAAUGCAUCGAGGAUGUUUCCCUAUCUAUCUUACAUCCUUACAUCUCGCGUAUACCCAACUGGCGAUGAACUGGAAGAGCAUGAAGCUUUAUCCGCUAAAAACGAGGUUUAUAAACUCUUGUUUUCAGGGAAGCCUGGUCGUGGUGAUGGGCAUGGCAAUGAUUCGUCACCUUUCCAAAGCCUUCGAAUGAUGCUCGAAUUUGACACGCCAAGUUUUAUGAUCAUGCUAAACGAAGCAUUUGAAGAUAGCUUUCUCAAUGACCCAGUUGAUCAGUGGAAUAACGGCGAGCAUGCAAAAUCAGCUGAUGGUUCUUCUAUAAAUCGUCAAUAUUUAUUAAGGAUCCUGCUUGAAGUCAUGGACUCGAAUUCUUCCGACUUCGGCCCUAGUGACACUAUCUAUCUUGACAUGUUUAUUGCUCGAAAUCUCCCCAAAUACCCCCAGUAUAUACUCCUCUCCGGCUCAACCCUACAACAAGUUCUGGUUAGGCUCUGCCAGUAUCCCAGUAUCGAAAUGCUUGAUGAUUGCCAACUGUCUGCAGAAUAUCUGUUAUCAACAUAUCAUCCUCCUGAUAUCCAAGCCCUGAUUCCCUUGUUCAAGGAGGCAAAAUUCUUCCGAAUUCUGAAAUCAACAUAUAGAACCGAGAAGAGGUAUUCAGAUUUGCUACGAACAUAUAUCGCAGACCCAGAGGAUCAACAGCAUGUGUUUGUCUGCAUCCGCGAUUAUUUACGGCCAAGCUCUUCUCUUACUAAGAAGCAGCGUCGAGAUAUCCUGACCACGAUGGAAGAGAUUGCAAAGGACUUGGCCUCAAUAAAUAUAUAUGAGACUGCACAUACUGUUCAGUCAUUGGCACCCGAGUUACAUCAGAAAUUCCUCCAAUCACUUCAAGAUGACUCUGCAAGCCAAUAUGAAUAUUUGCAUACGAUCAUUGAAGAUGAGCAGAAACCUAGAACAGACACCAGAUCCGCGGAUACUGUUAACCACGAGCUUCUUGAGAAAUAUCUCCAAUUAAUGUGCCAAUAUAACCCUUCCCAUGUUGCCGAUUUUAUUAAUUUGACAAAGGUAGGGGAUCUUCAGCUUGAAGCUGUUAUCCCUUACAUCGAGAACAGUGGCAUUGUGGACGCUGCAGUAAUCCUUCUUGCAAAACAAGGGGAAGUUACCAAUGCCAUGGAAAGGCUGACAAGGCAUCUAUCAACGUUAGAAGCCGGCCUGUGUGGCCUUCUGCAGAAUGCUGACGAUACCCCUGACUCAGCAAAUGCAGCUGAAGCGGUGACCGACCUAAUUCUCUCGGUUGAAAAAUAUACCCAAGUCGGUACAUGGCUCUGCAAAGAACAAAGCAAGGCUGCAAGAAGGGUCCAUGAGGGAGGCAAAUUCAAUAAAAGGGGAAGCUCGGUCUUUGAACAACCCCUGACAUAUGAUGAGAAUUUGUGGCUUGUUCUUAUCGAAGCUGUCGUGAAGAUUGCUCAACAAAUUUCUCCUCUACUAAGGCGUGGGCUGCUUGAAGACAAUAGCAAGGGAGCAAGAGAAGUCUGGCAAGUGGAAGCUGACAAAGAUGACGAGGACGCUAACCAGCCUGGCCAUCUAUCAUCAUCCUUCAGGUCACUAGUUCAGCAAGUUUUCACGUCCUUACUGACUAGCACAACAAAGGCCAGACACGCGCCACAUCAAAAGACUGAUGUGUCAUUCCUUCGCAUUCUUCGUGCAUUCCUCACUCGGGCUGCGGCGGCAUCCCCGUCACUGUCUGAGCUUCGAACUGUGAUUGGAUCCAUAUUCUCUGCGUAUACCUACGAAGAAUCCUUACUAUCCCUUGCUAAUACGAUGCUUGACAAGGACCUAUUUGUACACGUGAAUGAAAUCUCUAAGCUUCGACAAAAGGGUUGGAGACCGCGUGGUCAGGUCUGUGAGGUAUGCAGGCGGCGUGUAUGGGGCCCUGGUACCGGGGCAUACAUAUGGGAUGCCUGGGAAAAUGAGUGGGAUCAGCAACACAGACGGAGACGAAAUCAAUUCCCUGAUAGCGACAGGGAUUAUGAGAGAGACAUAAACGUCUCUUCGAGGAACAAAGGUAAAGGGAUCGCUGUUUCUUCGGCUCCUACAUCCAGCCUAACGCAGAACGAGCCCUCUUCACGGAGAGAAAAAAUGGCGGCAGUGCCUGUUGAGAACAAUGGGACAAGCGUCAGCGGAGGUGGACCGUCUCAAGCAAGCGGCGCAGCCUCUACAGGUACUACUCCGGCAGCCCCCGUGGACCUUGGUCCUCUCAUUGUGUUCGGGUGCAGGCAUUUAUAUCAUCAGUCAUGUCUUACCGAGGCUGUGGCUCAGCAAUACAGCGGCGAUAAUACUUCACCCUCGAUACCCACUGAGCCAGCCUUCCAUCGCCAUAUUCACGACCGAAUCGAACCCCGACAGUUUUCAUGUUUACUGUGUAAAUAG
Molecule: messenger RNA, 5049 nt
Organism: Trichophyton benhamiae CBS 112371
Lineage: Eukaryota; Fungi; Ascomycota; Eurotiomycetes; Onygenales; Arthrodermataceae
Exons: 2
Coding region: 1-5049 (1682 amino acids)
Biological process (GO): endosomal vesicle fusion; protein targeting to vacuole
Cellular component (GO): late endosome; HOPS complex
Molecular function (GO): protein binding
Source: RefSeq, a predicted model, not a curated record